AUGGAUAAGAUUACAAUCGCACUCGAAGCUAUCAGCAAGGAAACCGUUGAUCUGGAGAACAUCCCCGUGGAAGAAGUCUUUGAAAAGUUGAAGUGUACGAAAGAAGGUCUUAGCUCUGAUGAGGUUCAAACGCGGCUUGAGGUGUUUGGAUAUAACAAACUUGAAGAGAAAGAGGAAAGUAAGUUACUGAAGUUUUUGGGCUUUAUGUGGAAUCCUCUGUCAUGGGUCAUGGAAGCUGCCGCAAUUAUGGCCAUAGCAAUGGCACAUGGAGGGAACAAGGGCUGGGAUUACCCUGAUUUUCUGGGCAUCAUUGCUUUGCUCGUAAUCAACUCAACAAUCAGCUUUAUUGAAGAAAAUAAUGCUGGAAAUGCUGCUGCAGCCCUUAUGGCUCGGUUGGCUCCGAAAGCUAAGGUUUUAAGAGAUGGAAAAUGGAGUGAAGAAGAUGCCUCAGUGUUGGUUCCAGGGGACAUUGUUAGUAUCAAGCUUGGUGACAUCAUUCCCGCUGAUGCUCGAUUGCUUGAAGGAGAUCCUUUGAAGAUUGAUCAGUCAGCUCUCACAGGAGAGUCGCUUCCAGUGACAAAAAAUCCUGGUGAUGGAGUUUACUCAGGUUCAACCUGCAAACAAGGUGAGAUUGAAGCAGUUGUUAUAGCCACUGGAGUGCAUACCUUCUUCGGCAAGGCAGCUCAUCUUGUUGAAACCACAACACACGUUGGCCACUUUCAGCAGGUUCUAACAGCAAUCGGAAACUUCUGCAUUUGCUCGAUCGCUGUGGGGAUGUUCAUUGAAAUCGUCAUAAUAUUUGGCCUUCAAGAUAGAGGAUUCCGUGAUGGUAUUGAUAACCUCCUUGUUCUGCUUAUCGGUGGGAUCCCAAUUGCUAUGCCAACUGUUCUCUCUGUCACUAUGGCUAUCGGUUCUCAUCGACUAUCUCAACAGGGUGCCAUUACAAAGAGAAUGACAGCUAUUGAGGAAAUGGCUGGGAUGGAUGUGCUUUGCAGUGACAAAACCGGCACUCUCACACUCAACAAACUUACAGUUGACAAGAAUCUGAUAGAGGUCCUUGCUAAAGAUGUUGAAAAGGAUACAGUUGUGUUGAUGGCUGCUAGAGCUUCAAGGCUGGAGAAUCAAGAUGCUAUUGAUGCCGCGAUUGUGUCAAUGUUGGCUGAUCCAAAGGAGGCACGAGCCGGAAUCACAGAAGUCCACUUUCUUCCGUUCAAUCCAACCGAUAAGAGGACAGCGCUUACAUACAUUGAUAAGAGUGGUGAUAUGCACCGGGUGAGCAAAGGUGCCCCAGAACAGAUUCUCAACCUGGCAUGGAACAAAGCCGAGAUUGAAAAACGGGUGCACUCAACAAUAGAUAAAUUUGCUGAACGUGGGCUUCGGUCCCUUGCCGUUGCUCGUCAGGAAAUACUGGCUGGUACCAAAGAUAGUCCUGGGGGGCCCUGGGAAUUUGUCGGUCUCCUCCCCCUCUUUGAUCCGCCUCGCCAUGACAGUGCUGAAACUAUUAGACGAGCCCUAGAUCUCGGUGUUAGUGUUAAGAUGAUUACAGGUGACCAACUUGCAAUUGCUAAGGAGACAGGAAGACGUCUCGGCAUGGGCACAAAUAUGUAUCCUUCUUCAUCUUUGAUCGGUGAAAAUAGGGAUAUCCCAUUUCAGGUUGAUGAGCUCAUCGAGAAAGCUGACGGUUUUGCUGGUGUAUUUCCUGAGCACAAAUUUGAGAUCGUGAAGCGAUUACAAGCGAAGAAGCACAUUGUUGGAAUGACGGGUGAUGGGGUCAAUGAUGCACCUGCACUGAAAAUAGCAGAUAUAGGCAUUGCUGUUGCUGAUUCAACCGAUGCUGCUCGUGGUGCUUCUGAUAUAGUGCUCACAGAGCCUGGACUCAGUGUCAUCAUUAGUGCUGUCUUAACUAGUCGUGCAAUCUUUCAGCGGAUGAAGAAUUACACGAUAUAUGCAGUGUCUAUCACUAUCCGUAUUGUUCUAGGAUUUAUGUUACUCAAUGUUUUCUGGAGGUUCAGUUUCCCACCUUUCAUGGUUCUCAUCAUUGCCAUCCUCAACGAUGGUACGAUAAUGACCAUAUCCAAAGACAGAGUCAAGCCAUCACCAAUUCCAGAUAGCUGGAAGCUGAGUGAAAUCUUCGCUACUGGAAUCAUCAUAGGCAGUUACCUUGCCAUCAUGACUGCAGUAUUCUUCUGGAUGGCCUAUGAAACUAACUUUUUUGUGAAACAUUUCGGUGUCAAGGACUUCAAUAAGCAUCACUUCAAUAUGUCCGACCAUAACGUGUCCAAGGCAAUAAACCAACAGCUAGCAUCUGCUGUAUAUCUCCAAGUCAGCACCAUCAGCCAAGCUCUCAUUUUUGUGACUCGCUCCAGGGGAUGGUCUUACACAGAAAGACCCGGUCUUCUUCUUGUUGCUGCAUUUAUCAUAGCUCAACUGAUGGCAACUACUCUCUCUGCUGCCGCAACAUGGGACUUUGCCGGAAUCAGUAAGAUUGGGUGGAAGUGGACCGGUGUCAUCUGGCUUUACAACAUUUUAACCUACAUGCUGCUCGAUCCAAUCAAAUUCGCUGUUCGGUAUGCACUAAGUGGAAGAGCAUGGGGUUUGGUAUACAACAAAAGGACGGCACUCACUACACAGAAGGACUUUGGUAAGGAAGUGCGUGAGGCUGCCUGGGCUGCGGAGCAGCGCACACUGCAUGGUCUCGCAUCCACGGAGACUAAAGUGAUGUUUGAGAAGCACACGUUUGGGGACGUUGGUGUCAUGGCCGAAGAAGCCAGGAGACGCGCGGAACUCGCAAGACUAAGGGAACUUCACACUCUGAAGGGCAAGGUGGAGUCAUUUGCAAAACUGAGGGGUCUAGACAUCGAUGUCAAUCCUCACUACACCGUCUGAAGCUGCAGAGUUUCUGGUUUCGCCUCCAUGUCAGUGAUGCUGAUUAUGCGCCUUCAAUUCGACCUCACGUUUUCGCAAGCUUAUUUUCACCCCAUUGUUUGCCAUAUGUCUCCGAAUAAUUCUACAUGUUUACGUGCUUGAUGAUGUUUAGUCAUGUAACACGAACUAUACCCAAUAAGAGCUUAAAACAUACACGACUAUGAUGAUCCAGAAAUUGCAUCAUUGUAUUCGCAACAAUGUAA
Eucalyptus grandis is the source of this 3128-nucleotide messenger RNA. RefSeq names its product ATPase 11, plasma membrane-type. The coding region runs from base 1 to 2886 and encodes 961 amino acids. The record is from RefSeq and is a predicted model, not a curated record. Gene Ontology annotation, cellular component: plasma membrane. The transcript has 21 exons. Gene Ontology annotation, biological process: regulation of intracellular pH; proton export across plasma membrane. Gene Ontology annotation, molecular function: P-type proton-exporting transporter activity; ATP binding; ATP hydrolysis activity. NCBI's taxonomy places the organism in Eukaryota, Viridiplantae, Streptophyta, Magnoliopsida, Myrtales, Myrtaceae.